AUAAGUAAUAAAAUAUUAUUUUCUAUUUAACUAGUAUAAUUAAUUAAUAAUGUACAUGCUUUAUAUGCUUUUAUUGAUCAUUUGCCUUAACGCAAAACUAAUCACAUCCGAGAGCGCGUGCGGAGAAGGUUGGGACGCAUUUCACGACGAGUACUACGACAUAUGCUACAAAUAUUACCCAGGUGCUUUGGGAGACUACGCAAUAGUGGCCACGGCUUGUCGGGGAGAAUUGGAGUCAUCCCUGCCUACAAUUAAUUCGCAAGAUGAGCAACUAUUUCUUAACAAGCUCAUUAACAAAUACAAAAUAGUGGACAGCGUAUGGCUCGACGCCGGCGUCAAAGACAAACACAUCGUAUGGACGGACAGUACGAGUGCUGACUACGAGAAUUGGAUACCCGGCCGACAAAUUAAUAAUAGUAAUUGUGUGGAAAUGGUAACCGACCAUGCUCACAUUGGACAGUGGCUAGAUGAGCCAUGUAACAAGAAAAAUGCUUACUUAUGCAAGCGAGUAGUCAUGUGGUCGGGUCAACGUACAGAGCGUUUGAUCAGGGACAAUAGGCGAGUAUUAGAUAACUACAUGAAGCAUACUACUAUUUUAUUAAACUCGGCUAUUGCUAUAAUUGAGCAUUUGCUAGUCGCUCAGCAAGAUACUGACGCUAAAAUGGCCUUGUUGGAACAAACUAAAGUGCCCAUUGGGUUUAUAUAUACACAAUUGCCCGACCAGGCUGAUCCCAAAACCCUAUGGCCCGCAUACACGUGGUCAGAUGUGACGGCCACAUACGCGGGUCAGUUUUUCCGGGCUGAAGGGUCAGGCAGUCUAGCGUUUGGUAAAGGUGUUCGGGCGGAAAAUGCACCUAGAUUGUCAAACGUACAUUACGAGAGCACAGUUGACUACGCGAAAGACAUUGAGCUAAUACCCGGUGAUUGGAGUAAAUAUAUUUAUUCCGGUUCCGAGAUUACUGGUGCGACCGACUAUUUCCUAAAGUUUUGGAUGACCGAAGUCACGCUUAGCAACUCUGAAGGAGUUUGUGGCGAUGGUUGGGACUUAUUUCACGACGAUUACUACGACAUAUGCUAUCAAUAUCAUUCAGGUGUGGCUGAAUAUCACGAUAUGGUAAAGUUCUGCAAAUCAAUCCAGGAUUCAUCUCUACCAACAAUUAAUUCAAAGGCUGAGCAAGAUUUUUUAAACAACAUGAUUGUCAAAUAUAAAAUGGUAGACAAUGUAUGGCUCGACGCCGGCGUCAAAGACAAACACAUCGUAUGGACGGACAGAAGUAGUGGUGAAUACGAGAAUUGGAUGUCCGGCCGACCCGUUAAAGAUAGCAACUGUGUGGAAAUGUUAGUUGAUGAGAUUAAUCGUGGUAAAUGGGCGGAUGAACCUUGUACAAAGAUGAAUGGUUACAUAUGCAAGCGUGUGGUAUUGUGGUCGGAUCAAGAAACUGAGCGUUUGAUCAGAGACAGUCGCCGGAUAUUAGAUGCGACUGUUCAGAGAAUUACUCAAUUGGAGCAUAAUCAAGUACCAAUUGGUUUUAUAUACGUACAAAUGCCCAGUCAGGCAGACCCCAAAACAUUGUGGCCGGCAUACACGUGGUCAGACGUAACGGCCGCAUACGCGGGUCAAUUUUUCCGGGCCGAUGGUGGCGGUAGCCAAGGGUUUGGUAAGGGAGUCCAGGGUGAAAAUGCACCGAGAUUCGCAUCAAUACAAAGGAAAGAUGGCGGUCCUAUGACGGGAUACUCAUUAGAUAUGAGACCUGGUGUGUGGAGCGACUGGAUUUUUUCAGGUGCAGAUGGUAAUAUCAAGAUUUAUAAUCGCUAUUUAAUGUCCGGGGGUGAAGUGCGACCCAUAAACCAGGCAAUUCGCAUAUUUAAGCGCACCACUUGA
Molecule: messenger RNA, 1882 nt
Organism: Medioppia subpectinata
Lineage: Eukaryota; Metazoa; Arthropoda; Arachnida; Sarcoptiformes; Oppiidae
Source: the annotation of a GenBank genome assembly